Molecule: messenger RNA, 2167 nt
Organism: Centruroides sculpturatus (bark scorpion)
Lineage: Eukaryota; Metazoa; Arthropoda; Arachnida; Scorpiones; Buthidae
Product: solute carrier family 45 member 3-like
Exons: 2
Coding region: 685-1935 (416 amino acids)
Cellular component (GO): membrane
Molecular function (GO): sucrose:proton symporter activity
Source: RefSeq, a predicted model, not a curated record
UUUUUUUUAUAAAAUUAGUUUUAAAAAUUAUUUAUCAUUAGGUAUUUUUGAAUUUUACAAACGAAAUAUUUUUAAUGAAGUUUUACAAAAUUUGUUUUGAUUUUUGACAUAUUUUUAUAUGUGGGAAGUACGCCCACACGAUACUAGUACCUUGAUAUUGAAUGGUUUUAGUUUACAUUUGAUAUCCUUUCUUACUUACUAAGGUUAAUUAUAUUCUUUUGUACACGUAAAAACAAUUUUUAAAAAUUCAAAAAAAAAUAAUACCGAAUUAUUGUUUAACCAAAACAGGUUUUAAAAUGAAGUUUAUAUUUUUGUCUACAAUUUCGUGUCUGUAAAUUGUUGUUUAAGGGGAAAUUUUCGACUAUAAUUAAGGAAAUAUGCUAGAAAUUCAAAAUAACUUAUUCUUAACGAUAAACCGCAACAUUAAAAAUUAUUUGCGUUUGACAUUGGUUGUUUGACAUUAACAAUCCUUCCCAUUGCCAAUUUAUAGACCAACACGUGUAUGAGAUACGCUUGAAAGAAAACGUGAUGAAGUCACAUUAACUAUAUAAUAUUGAAAAAAGAACAAGUUUAUUUUGCGAAAAACUUUUUAAGAAGCUUAUUCAAUUGUUGAAAGAUAAAUAUUGUCAAAAUAAAUAGUAAUCAGGAUCGGUUAUGUAAAAAAAGUUUUAUUUAUUUAAACUUAUGGAGUCCGACAACACAGAUGAAGAUCUGCACCUUAAUACUGAAGAAAGCCAUUUCUCUUUAAGAAUGGCUUUUUCUGUAGUAAAAUGGUUAAAGUUAAUUGGUAUAAAUUUAGUGGCAUUUGGCCUUGAUUUAUGCUCUAGUGCUGGCUUUAGUUAUGUUCCACCUCUCCUACUGAAAGCUGGAUUUACAGAAGAACUGAUGACCAUUAUUAUGGGCAUUGGUCCAUUCAUUUCAUUAUUUCUAGUCCCUGUAAUUGGUCACUGGAGCGAUAAAUGUGAGAGUAAAAUGGGUCGGCGACGUCCUUUCAUCCUAUUUUUAAGUUUAUUGAUGUUAGUAUCAUUAGCAGUAAUACCAUAUAGUAAUGAAAUAAAUAAUUUAUUUUCAUUUGGUAUGAAAGGUGCUAUGUUUGUUCUUGCAACAGGAAUAAUUCUUCUUGAUUUUACUAGCCAAGCAUUACAAAAUCCGUGCAAAGCCUUGAUCUCAGAUAUGCUUAUAUCAUCACGUGAUCAAGAAUUAGGUUUCACUGUUUAUUCUUGUAUGCUUUCACUUGGAGGAUGUAUAGGAUAUUUUAUAUCAUCAUUAAAUUGGGGAUCUACAAAUUUAGGACAACUCUUAGGAAGUCAAGAGAAAGUAGUUUUUGUAUCUUUAGCAGCACUUUUUGUUAUUUUUCUAGUUGUUAAUUUAUUCCUUGCUCAAGAGACUGUUUACCAUCCAAUUAAAGAAGAAAUACAAAUUGUUAUUAAUGGCUAUGAUAAAGUUCACUUAAGCAAUGGAAAUAAAAUUUCACAUUGUCAAAAUAAAAACACAGUUACUGCAAAUGGAAUUAAUAGUAAUAAGAAAACUGAAACUUUUCUCAAUGGUACACAUGUGCCUUUUAAAAAGCUAGCACAUUGUAAUGGAAUGAAAUUAUAUGCAAAGAAUAUGACUGUAGAGACUUUUCAAAAAAGCAAGUGUACAUUUUCUUUGUGCCUUUUAUCAUUGAAGAGAUUUAGCCACAGGACAAUAAGUGCACUAAAAAUUCCAAUAUCAUCAAUAUUAAGGUGUUUGAGUGCUCCUCUAAAUAGGAUUUUAUCCCCGUGGCUAAGGUUGCAUGGAUUUAUAUAUAUGCCACGCCGUCUUUUCCAUUUAUUUGUAGUAUCACUUUUUAGUUGGAUGGCAAUUAUGUGUCAUGACAUGUUUUAUACAGAUUUUGUUGGUCAGGUGAGAAAUACUUUUGUAUUCUUAAAGAAAAUUUUAAAUAUUUUUUAAUUUUAAUCAAAUCAAACAGCCAAACUGUGCUAGAUGUCAUGUACUGAAACAAAUUACAUUGUCAAAUUCCUAGCACAAAAACAGUUUGAAAAAUACAAUUUAUUUGGUUAUUUGAUUUGUUUGUAAAUUUGUUUAAUUUUAAUUUUUAUUUAAAAGCAAUAUACUCUAUUUUAUUAUUAACAGUUUCAGAUUAUGAAUCCAACUUCAGACAUAAAUCAAGGCAAAAAGUUGU